Messenger RNA from Vitrella brassicaformis, 2863 nucleotides. The record is from the annotation of a GenBank genome assembly. NCBI's taxonomy places the organism in Eukaryota, Vitrellaceae.
CCGAUGUAUCCAUCCAUGGUGGCAUGCACCUUCACAGAAGAAGACGCCCGUCAGAGCUCACGGCAUCCCGGAUGUCAUUCAUCCAUGCACCCGCACACACCUGUCUGACGUGUGCAUUUGAUCAAUGUACACGCACACAUUCACACAACUGACUAUUCAACACAUACACGCCGACAUGGGACGAACGAGCGACCGGCCAUCUACCGACCAGCAUGUAUCAAUUACUCGACCCCUUGUCAGUCAGUCUGUUUGGUACUAGCUGAGUGGCCCUCUGGCGUCACAUCAUUUAUCUUUUAAGCUGUGUGUCUGACUGAGUAGCAGGCCAGGUGCGCGAGAGCUGCACCGAUCCGCUGAAGUCGAUUGUGAAAUUUCCUAUCGUCUUGUCGGGGCAUCUGGUGCGCAGCACACGUCGGGAGGUUCCCACGGGCUCGAACACUUCCAGCCUAGAUACAUGCACAUGAAGCCAUUAAACAUGGGCGCGGCGCGUCGUGUAUCCCAUUUAUGACUCCCACUCACUCUCUCACCUGGUUAGGCCUCGUAGCUUGAGGAGCUGCUGGAUGAAGGCAUAGAAGUAGUCAUCCUCCGACGGCACACCCUCCGGCACUGCAAUCAACCAACAGACACUCAUCCACAAAGGCCAUGAUGAAGGCCGUCCGUGUGUGCGUGCAUCCGGCUGACGGACCUUUCAGGUAGAGCUGUAUCUCGCUAAUGGUGGGCAGUGCAUCUGGCCUGUCCCCCCAGUCGACCGGCCCGCUCUCGUCCCCCUCUACACGCAGCCUCAGCAACGGCACCCGCGCUGCCCUCCCCAACUCGGCCAGAUACGCACUCCAGGCCUCGGCCGACAGCGGCACGCUCCCCGCGUCCACCUGCAGCCUAUCCGCACCAAUGAUCCGCACCAAUGGCGCCACGGCGUGACUCCCCAACGUUGUCGUCACACUCAAGGAUGUCGCCACCGGGAACGCGCUGUUGGCAAGGUGCUCGAGUGCGCGGGGUCGGGGGAUCAAUAGAGGUGGCUGCCAGUUUCGUCUGGUGUGGAUGGCGACGCUCUCCGCCUUGUCGAAUGAGAUGGUGGCCGCGACCUCCUUGACGGCGUCGUUGGGUGUCUCGAGGGGCUGCAGGUCGGUCGUGUCACGAGGGGUGAUCUUCCACUCGACCGUCAGCGCGGCCGCGGCCAGGCGGAUGAUGGAUUGUUUGAUGAAGGAGGUGGCGUCCGCUGGGAGGCGAAACAGGUUGCUCAGGUCGAAGGUCGCAAUGCAUGUGGGGGCCGAGCCGCCAGUGACCCGCACUUUCUGCGUACGUCGCACCAACUCGUUAAAACGCUCCAACGCUACAAGCAUCUAUACACGUGGGAAUGGGCAACGAGCAAGGCGAGAAAUGAGUCGUCGUCUGUGGCAUGUAUGUCGUGUUUGUUGUUGCUGACUGACCUCUAAGGCGUCCAUGUCGGCCUUCAUGCGAUCGAUGAGGUCCACUCGAAGUGAUGUUAGCCCACGGCCCUGUACGCCGUCGCAACCCCGCGCAAUCAGGACACUCUGAAGACAGACAGACAGACAGACAGCGUCGAGCGGUCGGUCGCCGGUUGUUCCACUGGUCGCCCUCCUUGCCUGCAGUUCAUUGAUGUCUUGGAUGAAAUGCCGAUCGGAGCUACACUGCACCAAACAAACACGCACAGAGGUCAGUCAAUACCUCCACUGACUGCACCGUGAUGUGCGUGUCAUUUAGUCACCUCUAGCGUGCCGAUAUCCUCCAGGUUGGCCAGGGGCCUGACCGUUUCACUCUGUCCGGCAGCCCCCUCCCCUCGCCCCGCACGGUCCAGCACCAUGGCCUUGUGACGCGGAGGGGAGCACACGUCCAGUCGCCGCAGGGCCGUUGACGUUGACACCCAGGUGGCGAGUCGCAGGGGGUCCGGCGGCUGGUUGGCCGGCGGCGGCUCCCUCUCGACUCUCGCAUCGAUGAUAUCCUUCAACGCUGGCAUUGUCCACCUCCCCGCCACCACGGCGUGACCGAUGCGGAGGCCGGUGACCGUCUCGAGGGAGGGGAGGACCCGUCGACUGCAUGAUGGAUUGGGAAUGGCCGGCUCGGUCCUUUGCAGUAGGGGCAGCUCCUGCAGCUCCGCCUGGCUCAUGUCAGUCCUGUCCGCCUGCUCGAAUGAGAUGGUCGUCAGCGUGCCCGCUGCUAUCCGCCCUCUCUCCACCAUCUCCGCUCGUCCUUCCGCAUGCCCGUCAACCACACCGGCAAACGCAGUCAUGGCGUAGUUGCCUGGAAGGACAACGCAUUCACAAACACAUGAAGAGAAUACUCGCCAUGUAUCCACACAGGCAUGUGUACCCACCUGUGGUGAGCCCGAGUGGGUAUCUGACGAUGACAGCGAUGAGAUGGGCAAGUCUGACACCCCACCGGUGAGCCUCUACAUAAGGCAUGCGGCGCCAGAAGGUCCGAUCUGGCUCGAACCGACCGUCGAUGACCAGACGCGUUACGCUGGGCGCCAGGGCAGCCCACGUGGUGCGGGGGAGACCAAUGAGCUGGCGGAAAGGCAGGCAUGGGAACAACGAGCUCCGAAGGAUGGGCUGAAUGGAAACACAGGACGACGGAACACGUCAUGUGCUUCCUUUGCAGCUGUGUGCAUUCGCGUGCAAGGGAUGAGGGCAGGACUGCACUGCUGACCAGAGGGAUGGAUGUGAAGAGGGCAUGGAGGUCGAUUGCCUCGUCACCAGACUCGUCCUCAUCUGAGGCCGUACGGCGGCCACCGGCUCUGGGCGUGAACCGCGGCACCGACAGGCGUCAAUGUUUUCCCUCAUCCAUCAUAGCUCCCAUUCUCCUCCAUCAUCCAUCGCCGCCGCAUCCUGAAGCCAUCCCCCCUCAAAAC